GCCUAUCACGAUCCGCAUAGUACACGCGCGGUACACAUAGUGUGAUACGACGGAUUGCGGAGAAUCACACAAACGCACAAUAAAAUUAAAUAAUAAUAAUAAUAAUAGUCGUCACUGGUAUCAUAUCGCUGUCGUGGUUGUCGUCCGCCGCCGCCGCCGCCGCCGUUGGUUAUCACGAAAAUGUGUUAUUCGUCACAUUCGUCUCUGCCGAUCGUGUGGCCGUCGUCGUCCGUCAAUGCCCGACGACUAUCGUGAAAAACGACGUUCAUCGAUUUUCCGCGUUCCGUGAUUAUUGUUCCGCUCCGGUAUUGUCGCGCGCGCGCGCGCGCUCUCGUCAUCGCUUCGUCAGCGUUUGCCAACCGUUCGUCGAUCGCUAACCCGUACGGUCGGACGCGGAAACCAUUAUUACGCCUACACACACACACACACACACACAGCGCCUGCUCCGUGGACAUACGCGUCGUCCACUCGUACGUCCGUGUGCCGCUGCCGUUCGCGUUCACCAUUCCGGUUUUCUAGUGAACCGAUCGCUCUCGGUUUUCUACCCACCGCUGACGACUCCGUCCAGUCGUCGGUCCGUGUCGCGGUCAGGUACACUCGUACGCGCGCGCACACGACCAUUGGUCGACCAGCUGCCGUCCGUAUAAAUGACUCGAGACGACUAGUGCACGCGCGAAAAUGGGACAAAAAGUUAGCAGUCUCGGUGACGUGUUCUCUUGGAAGAACGGAGAGUCGUCCAGAAACGGAGAGUCGUCUAGAAAUGGAGAAUUGUCCAGAAACAGUGAAGCCUCAAUGGCUUCAAAUGAUGGUAGACCUAUGGCCACCGAUGGCGUUAGUGUGUCGAGCAACAAAGCGCCGGACAGGCAGCACUUUGAAAACAUUUAUGUCGCAAAUGCAGCUGACCCGCAGCCAUCGUCUUCAUCACAGCCUCUACCUUCACCGGACGUGAUUUGUCCAGAACACCCGAGAUGUUGCAACGCUUCAACACUGGUCGUUAACGACACUGCUGCUGCUGCUGCUGACACUGCUGAAACCACAACGAAGAACAUACAGACCUCUUCCAAAAGUAUCUCUGGCUCCAAGAAGCUUAACCACUGGGUGUUACGAUUCAAUUGCUCCAGGCCAAAGUCAAAGAGUACUAAAUGCUGCACCACUCCACCCCAGAGUGUGCCAGAAACAAACGAAGUUAAAUGUGUGUGUACUCGAUACCAACGCACAGACGAUCAUCAUCAAAGCGCUGGUAUGAUUUUUGAUACUACACAAGCCAUUGAAGAGGAGCAAAGUGACGACGAGGAACUGAUGCCACCGCAAAAUGAUAUGCUAGACUUUGAGGGCGCGUUUAAUACUUUCAAUGCGUUCGAAGGUCAUAGUGAAUUAGUGCUACCAUCGUUUGAUGAUGUCGUUCCAUUGGACUUGGAUACGGAUAUGGGUAGUGAAGACUUUAUGAAUGAAGACUUUGAAGACAGAGCUUAUAGAGAACGGGCGAAAGAAAUCCAAGAAGGCAUAGAUCCACCUCCAGGAUUCAGGCCCGGAGUUAUACAGCUGUUAGAAUUAGGCUGGCCUAAAAGGACAAUAGAUAGUUUAACAUCAAUGUUCAAUUAUAGAGCUGCAGUCACUGCUAUUACUGUACGUGAUAUGGAUGACAGUCAUAUAAUACAUACAUCCAUUGAUUAUAUCCAUUAUUUAGUUCCUGAUUUGCUUCAAAUCACAAAUUGCUCGUUUUAUUGGGGCAAAAUGGAUAGAUAUGAGGCUGAAAAAUUACUUGAAAACAGACCUGAAGGCACUUUUUUACUUAGAGAUUCCGCUCAAGAAGAGUAUUUGUUUUCUGUAAGCUUCAGAAAGUAUGGCCGAUCCUUACAUGCACGAAUUGAACAAUGGAAUCAUCUCUUUAGUUUUGAUUCAAGAGAUCCUGGUGUAUUUGCAUCUUCUACGGUUUGUGGACUUAUAGAACAUUACAAAGAUCCUUCUUGCUGUAUGUUCUUUGAACCUAUGUUGACUAUACCAUUUCCAAGAAACUUUACUUUUUCUCUACAACAUACAUGCCGCGCAACUAUAUGUAGCCAAAUUACCUAUGAUGAUGUAAAUCAAUUAAAACUUCCAAAAUUAUUAAAAUCAUACUUAAAAGAAUAUCACUAUAAGCAGCGAGUAAGGAUACGUCAAUUUGAUUCAGAAAAUUAGAUCCUUUUUUUUUUUUACAAAUCAUUUAGUUCAAUUAUAUUUUAUUUCAAUA
Messenger RNA from Sipha flava (yellow sugarcane aphid), 2230 nucleotides. RefSeq lists its product as uncharacterized. Gene Ontology annotation, molecular function: 1-phosphatidylinositol-3-kinase regulator activity. The transcript has a single exon. Gene Ontology annotation, biological process: phosphatidylinositol phosphate biosynthetic process; intracellular signal transduction. Gene Ontology annotation, cellular component: phosphatidylinositol 3-kinase complex. The coding region runs from base 679 to 2178 and encodes 499 amino acids. The record is from RefSeq and is a predicted model, not a curated record. Lineage: Eukaryota; Metazoa; Arthropoda; Insecta; Hemiptera; Aphididae.